ACAGUGGCCACGCUAUCGGCCUGCGUCACAUUCAGCUCUGUUGCCUCAGUCACAGUUGGCUAAUCCUCCAUCGCGCCACUGGGACUUUGCCUCAUUUCCUUCUUCCUCUGCUGAAACGUUUCUGUUUGCGAGCGAGCGUUUCCUGUCUACCACGCAUCGCAGGGUCACGGCGUACGGGUCACGGGCUUCUGUUUGAUAUGACGUCGUCGGCUCUCGUGCGAGUCCGCGUAAACGGGAGAUAAGCGCCAGACCUUAACCUCUGGGCGAGUGCCGGGGGCUCAUUACUGCGCGUGGCUCUGAAGGUGCGCUGCGCUCCUUCGGUCCUUCGUCAUUCCACACCGUAAUCGCAGCCAGAGUGCGCGUGAGGACGUCCUCCGACGAGGCCAGGGCUCCCAGACCAUGAACUACGUGGGCCAGCUUGCGGAGACGGUGCUUGUGACGGUGAAGGAGCUGUACCGGGGGCUGAACCCGGCCACGCUGUCCGGGGGCAUUGAUGUGAUCGUGGUGCGUCAGCCCGACGGCUCGCUGCAGUGCUCGCCCUUCCAUGUGCGCUUCGGCAAGCUGGGCGUGCUGCGCUCCAAGGAGAAGGUGGUGGACAUUGAGAUCAAUGGGGAGCCUGUGGAACUGCACAUGAAGCUGGGGGAUAAUGGCGAGGCCUUCUUUGUGGAGGAGAAUGAACAUCUGGAGGAAAGGGUCCCGGCGCACCUGUGCACCUCCCCCAUCUCCAUGGAGGGUGCAGAGAGCCGCGAGACGUCCGAGUCUCCGCCCAGCACGCAGUCCCGCAGGAAGAAGCGCCGGCGCAAACGCAUCCGCUCAGACCCUCACCUGCGCGAGGACGGCGGCUCGUCCUCGGACGACAGGGACGCCACGGAAACCGAGAUGCGCGAGGAGCCCCUGACCCCCAGUUUAGCCAGCAUCAAGUCUGUGUACUACUCCAUUUCUGAGGAGCCAUACGAGGAGGUGGUGAGCGCUCCAGCCAGGACCGUGCGCGCCCACUCUGACGGGGAGGUGUGCUCCUCUGAGAGUGUGUACUGCAACCGGCCACCUUCUCCCAAGAGUGACUCGGAGCUGCUGGUCAAGCCCCAGGAGACAUCAGAGCCUGAGAUACUGUGGCAAUGGGGCGGCUUCCCAAAGGUGUAUGGCAGGAGUGAGAGGACACAGGUGGAGGUGCAGAGAACCUCCCCCCUGCCCUUGGCCCUGUCCUGCUCCCAGAGCACGCACUUCCGCACCAUCCAGCGGCAGGACUCCUUCGACAUGGACCCAGAGCUCCAGCAGGAGAGCGGGAGUCCAGCGGGAAGAGUGACCGUCAUCAGGCCUGAGCCCCGCCCCGGCACCUCCCACAGGGAUAGCCCGCCCACUGAGGAGCCCCCAGGAACCUGCUACUCCACCCCAAACCUGCCCCCAGGAGCCUCCUACAAUAACCCAAACCCGCCCCCAGGAGCCUCCUACUCCACACCAGACUCAACCCUGGGACCCUCCCACUCCACACCAGACUCAACCCUGGGACCUUCCCACUCCACCCCAGACUCAACCCUGCAGCCCUCUCCCCUCCUAGCACAGAACCCCUCGGAGUCCCCGCCCGCAGAGCCCGAGGCAAAGCCCUCUCUCCUCCCGGAAACGGACCCCCUGUCCUUGGAGCAGAGGCAGGUUUCCUGUCCCGCUGACCGUGCUGUGGAUGGGGAGGCCCUUCAGGGAGCCGCAGACUGGGAGGCGCAGAGCUCCGGACAGGGGCACAGGGACAGUGAGGUGGUUGUCUGCCUGGGGGUUGGGGAGGAGGAGGGAGAGCAGGGCUCCUCUGAAGAGGUGGCUCCUUCCCCCCUGAGCGACCAGGGCCUGGUCACCAAGGUGACGGAUGCCGCCCAUGUCGGGGAGAACGAGUUGCAGCCGGAGAGCCAGGCUGGCUCAGCCGAGACGGCAGCCAAAGACACACAGGACAAAAAGAGAGGGAAACGAAGCCAGCACCUGGGGCCCUCAGACAUAUACCUGGACGACUUGUCUAACCUGGACCCAGAAGUGGCUGCCCUCUAUUUCCCCAAAAGCGAGGCGGAGGCGGGGUCUCGGGCGGGGGCGGAGCCAGGCUCCCACUCGGGGAACCAGUCCCCCCAGUCUGUGGGCAGCGGGGCGAUGGACAGCGGCACGGAGUACCUCUCCGACUCCACCGGGGACCAGCUGGACGUCACCAUGUCCCUCUGCGGCAGGGUGGUGGACACCAGCCACAUCAACAAAGAGAAAUUCAAUGAGCACCUCGUCGGUUUUCAAGAUCUUGUCAAGAACCCUGGCAUUAUUGAGGACCCCAAUCUUGUCAUCUGCAUUAAUUCAAAUUAUUAUAACUGGGCUGUGGCUGCUCCGAUGGUCCUGUCAAUGCAAGCCUUUCAGAAGAACCUGCCAAAGAGUAGCAUAGAGCAGCUGGUGAAAGACAGGAUGCCCAAGAAGUCCGGGCGCUGGUGGUUCUCCUGGCGACGGAGAGACAUGGACACUAAACAGCUGCAGUUACAGCAGGCCAGUUCUAAACUUGGUCAGCAGGUGGAGCAGUUGGGACAGUUGGGGCCUCUGGAGCCGGACCAGGGUCCCUCCACCUUAAAGGAGAAGGCGGGCCAGGCGUCCAGCGACGAGGACAGGGAUUCUGGGAGAGCGCGGGAGGGCAGCUUGUCUGACACCCUGUCCGCCUCGCAGUGCUUCAGCCAGAUAUACCGCAAGUCCCUGCGCCUCACCACGGAGCAGAUAGAGCAGCUCAACCUGCGUGAGGGGGCCAACAAGGUGGUGUUCAGCGUGACCACUCAGUACCAGGGCACCUGCCGCUGCGAAGCCGCCAUCUACCUGUGGAACUGGGACGACAAGGUGGUCAUCUCCGACAUCGACGGCACCAUCACCAAGUCAGACGCCCUGGGCCACAUUCUUCCUCAGCUGGGGAAAGACUGGACCCACCACGGCAUCGCCAGACUCUACCACAAAAUACACCAGAAUGGUUACAAGUUCCUGUACUGCUCGGCGAGGGCGAUCGGCAUGGCGGACAUCACCAAGGGCUACCUGCAGUGGGUAAACGACAGAGGAACCGUUCUGCCUAAAGGCCCCGUCCUGCUGGCUCCCAGCAGCCUCUUCUCUGCUCUGCACAGGGAGGUGAUUGAGAAGAAGCCCGAGGUGUUCAAGGUGGCCUGUCUCACCGACAUUCGGGACCUCUUCAGUCCUCACAGACAGCCGUUCUACGCUGCCUUCGGAAACAGGACCAAUGAUGCCUACGCCUACAAGCAGGUGGGCGUGAUAGAGGCCCGGAUCUUCACCGUCAACCCCAGAGGGGAGCUCAUCCAGGAGAAAACAAAGGGGAACAAGUCCACGUACUCCCGGCUGAGCGAGCUAGUGGACCAUGUCUUCCCGCUGUUCGUGAGGGGCAGGACCUCCUCCUUCGACUACCCAGAGUUCAGCCACUUCUCCUUCUGGAGAGAGCCCCUUCCCCCUGUAGACCUGUCUGCCCUGCUGUAGCCUUCAUAUCUGCCCACUUCCCCUUAUCUGUGCUCUCUCUAUCUCUUUACCCAUCCUUCUCUUCCCCCUCUAUCUCUCUCGCUCUUUUUCUCCCUCCCUCUCUACCUCUCCCUUUCCUUCACGGACAACACUAUAAAGAGAAAGAGUUUUCUAGGGUACUCUGUGAUCCCCUUCUGGGCUUUAGCCAUCUCCUAAUGAAUAAGGCACCUGACCAAAGAUGAAACGGCCGAGCACAGCAAAGAAGGAGGUAAUGCCUGGUGUCCCUGAAAGCCUCAUUCACUUCCAGAUCUGUGACCAAAGCCGGAAGCUGCCUAACACAUUGACCUGCGGUUGUAUCCUGCCCAGAGGCCACAAGCGACAUAUAGGUUUCUAAAGCCUUGUACUGUAUCAAACCUCAUUCUGUUACCCACAGCCGUGUGCCUUGCACCGUAAAGGUGAGGAGGUGUUUAUUUGCACUCAAUAUUGCCAUUUUAUUGGUGUCAAACUAAGGGCUGUAUCUUUUUUUAAGUGCAUGUUUUAGGGAACUGGAUUGAUAUUGCGGACUUUACACUGUAACGGCCGAAUGGAGAAGCACAUAAAAAAGUAGUUUCUUUUUUUAUUUCAAUGUGUUUUUGGGAUUUAUAUAAAAAUGAGGGUUAUGUAGCCUGUAUAGUUAAUAAGUACCAUUUCAGUUUGUAUUGUGAAGUGUAUAAUAAAUUGUGUAUUUAUUUGCAAGAUUUUGAAAUUUUUGAAAUAUUUACCAAAUAUUUCCACUGGAGUCCUCACCAAAAACAAAUGAAAUGUGAUUUUAGCCUUUAUUCUAAAAGGUGUCUGAGCUGUGUAUUUAAAGAUACAAGGGAUCUGGAUAUGACAUCAUUCAACAGUCAGUGUAAGAGCAUGACUGAUCCAGGCAGUUAUCUGACUGAAUCUUUUAUUGUAAGAGUGUGACAGAUUCAGGCAGUCACCUCACUGAAUCUUUUAGCAUAAGAGUGUGACUGAUCCAGGCAGUCAUCUGACCGAAUCUUUCAGUGCAAACACGUGACUGAUCCAGGCAGUCAUCUGACUGAAUCUUUCAGUGUAAGAGCGACUGAUCCAGGCAGUCAUCUGACUGAAUCUUUCAGUGCAAGAGCGUGACUGAUCCAGGCAGUCAUCUGACUGAAUCAUUUGUUUUUGAUGUAUUUCAGCGAUUGAAAGUUCGAUUUGUAGUAGUGCAAACUCCUGACAAAAGGAAGAUUUUUAUUUCAGCAGCACUUCGAUGAAAACUUUCUGUGUCACUGUGUACUGUUCCCAGUAAAUAAGUACUGUGUGUAUUAUUUAACAAAUAUUAUUUUAUACUUUUUCCUAUUUAAAAAAAGAAAAAUCAAUGCAUUUUCUUCCUAACCCUGUCGGAAGUGAAAUCGGGCCCACGGUUGCCCUGCAGUGACACUGGAUUGCCUGCAGGGGGCAGAGGCUGUCCUUGUUGCAGACUGCUGAGGAUUGUGGGAUGUUGGUGCGUGUUCUGCAGUAAGGAGCACAGGUUCUCUUCUCCUCAGCUCUUCGGUGAUGCCGUAUUCUGUCCUGCCAAGACUAACUUUAUGUGGCGGAAAAUGUAAUGCCUCACAGGGCUGAAUAAAUUAAUGCUUGAAAACA
Messenger RNA from Conger conger (European conger), 5085 nucleotides. RefSeq names its product phosphatidate phosphatase LPIN2-like. The transcript has 20 exons. The record is from RefSeq and is a predicted model, not a curated record. Gene Ontology annotation, cellular component: nucleus. Gene Ontology annotation, molecular function: transcription coactivator activity; phosphatidate phosphatase activity. Gene Ontology annotation, biological process: fatty acid catabolic process; positive regulation of transcription by RNA polymerase II; triglyceride biosynthetic process. Bases 400 to 3477 code for a protein of 1025 amino acids. Lineage: Eukaryota; Metazoa; Chordata; Actinopteri; Anguilliformes; Congridae.